AUGGCUGACACUCACAGUUACCCUGUUUAUUUCGAGUGUCCCGGCCUGCUCGGGGAACAGAAGAAGAAGAAGAAAAUAUGGUUGUAUUUCCUCAAUCGCCGAAAAUCAGGCGGAGAGGACUGUGGACCGGUGAGGCGCGAGAGCGAUACGGUGUACAGCGUUGCCUUCAAAUGUCAAACAGGUAGGCCAUAAUAAUAAUAACAACAACAACAACAAGAAACUAACAUAAAGCUACAAAUAACCCCGAAUAUUAAUGUAUUUUUCAUAAUAAGAAACUUGUUGUAUGUUGUUUAAGAACUUUGCCUUUUGGGUUUUCUGCCUCUCACUUAUAAUUUGUUAGUUUUUGUUUCUUCGUAUACUUUUUUAAACCGUGCAAAAAGAAAAUAAACAAUAAACUUAUAAGCAUUGCUGCACAUUACCCAAAAGUCACUUAAAAUGACUCGGGUUGGCUCGACAAGAUGGUGUUUGUAUUAACUUUUUUGUACUGAAAUAAUGUCAACAUCAACAAGUUUACUGUUUAAUCAGAUAAUAUCUGAGAGGAGAUUCAUUUGGUUUCACUUUCGAGAAACAUGAAACUCAGUCACUGCUGCACAGGGGCGUAUUCAGCAGUUGGUUAGAGGUGGCCAUGCCCACCCCCGCUUGAAACGUAAUCCUGCAUCCCCAUGCUUUUUUUGUUUGUUUUUUUUUCACUCUGGUUGACUUUAAUACUUUUGAUACCUUCAAAAAAUAAUAAUAAAACACCAGUGUCACCCUUUCUGUCUUAGAUCAGCAAAGAGUCCUGCAAAGGUCUGAGCAUGUUGUGGAGCUUGCAGAUGGUCGAUUGGUCUUAACAGUGCAGGACACCCUUGAACCUCACACCUCUGCUAUCAACACUGAAGCACCAGACUCGGAUGUUACAGUUCCAGAACAGGUUAGCACCUCACUUCUUUUUAUUCAGAUUAAGUCAAUUGAAAAUUUGUCUCUAUAGUUUACAUUACAUGUGUGAUAGAUUAAUGAUGCUAAAGAGACAGUGUACUUCAUCAUUAGCAUAUUACAACAAGCUUUAUUAUGGCUGGAAUUAAGUAUGGUAAAUGGGUAACAAGCAAUUUUCAUUACAUGGUCAUCUCUUUUCAACACAGAUCCCACUUGAUAAAAAGGAAAGUGUUGAACCAGUUGCUUUGGACCAGUCUUGUGCCCAAAGCAGAGUACCCCUGCCUUCCCCAGGGUUAGGACAAGAAUUACCAGAACUACUGCAGGUCCAUUCUUUGACAUCCUCCGCUGAGUCAGCGGUGGAGGUUGAAGGUCCCUCCAACCUCAAUGUCACUGACCCCCGCCUGGACUGCCUUGAUGACGAUGGAGUCAUUAUUGAAGAUCCAGGGUCAAUAAGAUUUUUCCAAAUCUCCCUUGAGGAAGAUGAAACCCCAAGUGUCGCAAAUUUGGCAUCCUCAGGCGUAGGUGAAGUUAACACAACAGUCGCCAGCUACCACCUUCAUGAAGGGCUUCAAGUGCUGGCUUGUCAUGGUGACAUCACCAAACAGGAUGCUGACACCCUGGUGAACGCUGCAAACAAAGAUUUGGACCACUGUGGAGGGGUUGCUGCUGCACUGAGCAAAGCAAGUGGUCCGGAAGUACAGCAAGAGAGCAACAAUCUAGUGGAGUGUUUCGGGAAAAUACCAACAGGUGAGGUAGUUGUGACCGCAGGGGGGAACUUGAACUGCAAGUUACUGCUGCAUGCUGUCGGACCUGUUGGUGGAGAAUCAGGGGGAAGAGAGAGGGCCUUACUUGAAAAAGUAGUCCACUCGGCUUUGAAUUUAUCAGACAUCAUGAAGUUGGAGUCCAUUGCUAUGCCGUGUAUCAGCUCAGGGGCAUUCGUCUCUCUUAAAGUGUGUGCCGAGGCUAUCAUGACCGCUGUAAAGGAGUUUGGCAGCCAGGGAGGGCGAAGCUUGAGCACUGUCAUUUUGAUUGAUAACAGGGAGGAAGUGGUUAAGGCAAUGCAGGAAGCAUGUGACGGGAUUCUCACCAGGGUAACCCCUGAACAAAGUGAACCAACUUGCGAUGAGUUCCCAUUGGGAGCAUUUGCAAAAGAGGAAGCUAGAGCUCCUGGAGAUGAUGAGGGGGAGGGGGGAUAUGCCAAUCUUUAUUCCAAAACGCAUCUUUGUAAACACUUAUUCUGAUCGUGUGUCCUCAUGUGUACCCUACGUCAACAUGACGCAAUUCCGCCGUUAGUGAAAAGACGUAAAUACGGCGGGAUCCUAAAGCAAUUGGUCUGUGUCUGACACAGUUUUCUUGCUGAAUAUAGUCUUCUUGUGCAAUGUAGAAUCAGGAUGUGCCACUGGGCCCACUUAAUGAUCAUGUAUGCUAGAAGCAGUACAACCACUCUCAGAGCCUGGCUCAGGUCCAAUCUGAGUGGAGGGAAAAAUCCUGAAUCGGACAAAGUUAGCCGCUACAGCAUUUGUUGGUUUGUUGGCAGCUCAGAUGUAAAUGCAACUAUAAUUCUGUGGUUGUUUUAGUGAAAUUAGACAACUCUGUGCAUGUCCAAAUGCUUCUAACCUGAAUAAAGCUUGGUGCAUGUAUAUGUGGAGUGGAUUCAGAUUUCCUGAUCCCUCAAAUUUUUGAUUGGAUUGAGAAAUUUUGGAUAUGUAAACAUGACUAGUGACAUGACAAGGCUGGUUAUGUCUUUUUCAUAUUGAAUGAAAUUUUACUCUAUCACUCUACAGGGUCUGUUACGAAGAGGAUCGUACUACUGGGGAAAACAGGAUCUGGAAAGAGCGACCUAGCUAGCACCAUAAUUGGAGAGAAAUUGUUCAGCACAGAUCACAACCCCACCUCUGGAACAAAAGAAUGUCAAGCAGAAACCAGAUCCGUCAACGGAAGAAGCAUCACUGUGAUCGACACUCCUGGUUUCUUCGAUACAGGAAGGUCUGAGGAGGAGAUGAAGCCCGAGAUAGUGAGGUGUAUCACAGAGUGCGCUCCUGGGCCCCAUGCUUUUCUCAUUGUGCUCAAAGUGGAGAAAUUCACUGAGCAGGAGCGGGCAGUCAUCACUGAAAUAUGCCAGUAUUUCUCUGAGGAUGCUCUCAAAUAUGCUGUCAUUGUCUUCACCCAUGGUGAUCAGCUGCCUGAGAAGGUGAAAAUCGAGGAGUUUGUUAGUCAGAAUAAGGAUCUGAGUGAUCUGGUGAGGAAGUGCGGAGGGAGGUGCCACGUCUUUGAUAAUAGAUACUGGCAGAAUAAAGGGCAGAGUAACUACAGAAGCAACCAGUUCCAGGUUGAGGAGCUACUCAACACAAUAGAUCAGAUGGUGAUGGAAAACGAAGGUGGCUUCUACAUGAAUAGGAUGCUUCAAGUUGUAGAGACAGGGAUCCAGAGAGAGGAAGAGAGAGUAAGACAGUCCAUGGGUGAUGUGUCAGCGGUAGAGAUCAGAAGAGUAGCCAGAAGCAGAAUUAAUGAGAUUUUGAUCCAGCUGGCAGGCAUUGGUACAGGAGUAUUGGUAGGGGCUCUUGUUGGCAUUGAAGUGAUGCAAAAAGUAGUCAUCAAAGCUCUGAAAAACAAUGCAGCCUUCACGGAACUCAUUAGAAAUUUACCAGCUGUAGGAAGAGGAGGAAUUAAAGCAACAGGUCUAGAUGCUGCAUGUAUGGUUGGUGUGGCUGCAUUCGGCUUUGCUGCAGCAGGUGCAGUAAUGGGUGGAAUCACUGGAGGUGAAGCAGCUGAAGGAGCUGCAACACCCAUGGAGGCAGUCAACAAGGCAGCCAAUGCUGUGACCAACAAAGGGAAAGCUAUUCUGCCAUGUGACUGA
Xyrichtys novacula (pearly razorfish) is the source of this 3769-nucleotide messenger RNA. The record is from the annotation of a GenBank genome assembly. NCBI's taxonomy places the organism in Eukaryota, Metazoa, Chordata, Actinopteri, Labriformes, Labridae.